GAGAAAUGCCCCGCAGUCUACUCGUCCAGCCAAGCUCAUUGGAGAUUUGUUUCGGAAAGCUUCAACCGCCUGCUUGGUUAUCGUUACCGACCGGCCUAACCUACAUUGGAAUCUUCUGCAGCCGGUGCUCACAAGCUCCUCCUCCUCGUCCUCGUCGUCGCUGGCCAUGGCGGACGACCUGUUCGCCAUCGACCUCUCGGGCGAUGAGUCCCAGAGCGAGGUGGCCAGGGACAAGAGGUCCAAGCAAGACAAGAACCACCAGACCGAGGAGGAGUUUCAGCAACUCAGGUCCGAGUACAGGCCAAAGAUGGAGAAUGGUGAGCUAUGGAAGACUAUAAAACUGCCUCUCGGCCAGGCCGCAGUACCAAAGCUGGAGGCGCAGGACCUACUCCACGCCGCCGAGGAACUCUACUUCUAUAGGCGGUACGCCGAGGCCGCCGACUUUGCGCGCGACGUGCUCGCGGGCGACCCGGGCGGCCUGGACCAGGACACCAAGGCCAUGCUGGCGCUGUACCGGGCGAGGUGUCUGCAGAAGCAGAAGCGGAAGGAGAAGAAGGAGGAGAAUGAGGUGGCGGCGGGGUCGUCGGCAUCUCCAGGGUCCCCCGCGGGGUGAUGGGCGCGCGAGGGGAAGGGGGAUAUGAAAACAAAUCGUGACAACAAAUCUCUCUGUUUUGCGGGAUUAUUCCAUGUACCCCUCUUUCCCCGGCCCCCGCCUGCAAUACCAACCAGAAAAAAAAGGGCUCGGCCAAGCGGCGGGGGAGAUGGAACUGCCGCGGGCUUGCGUGCUUCACCACUAGACACAUGGCCGCCGCCAGAGCAUUGGGCAAAGAGGCACGCGCAAGGCGGCAAGUGGAUAUGGACCAGCACAUAGCACAUCAUGCGCACACGCACCACCAUUGGCAGAGGCAGCAGCCCAGCAGAUGGCCAAAGAGGAGAGAGUCCAAGUUGUAUUCUCUAAUGUCCCUUCAACACUGGAGGGAAGAAAAAGAGAUCUGGUCUAACAAGUCUAUCGUUCUAUCAAGAGAAAAGCAGUGCAGGUGGUGGGGUGUUGUUUUGAUCCCUCGGCUGUGUGGAGAGGAGCCAGAGGCAGGAAACACAGCUCUCUGGA
Molecule: messenger RNA, 1108 nt
Organism: Gaeumannomyces tritici R3-111a-1
Lineage: Eukaryota; Fungi; Ascomycota; Sordariomycetes; Magnaporthales; Magnaporthaceae
Exons: 2
Coding region: 167-613 (148 amino acids)
Source: RefSeq, a predicted model, not a curated record